GACAGUGUGGCCGCUUUCAGAUUUCUCUCUGACUCAAUCGUUGUAUUGACUGAACGCACCUGUCACAUCCAAGAGGUGAUUGGUUACGCGUCAUUUCUUGGCAAAACGUGUAACUCACAAUCAGCUACAAAUAGAACAGACUUAUUGAUGUUAUCGUGGUGAUUUAUCAUUGUCCAUCAUCAUCCCAGCUGUAGCUAUAGCAGGCCAGCCUGUCUACACCUGGCUAUAGCAGAUAUACGGUCGCCGUGUUAUGGUUAAGUUAUAUUUGUAAACUGUAAACUUAUUACCUCCAUUUGAUGGUAGAAGCCGUUAUUCGCAGAACGAUCGGAUCGUCUGUGAAAUUAGUGAUACCUAUCGAUUUUUCCUAGCGAUAUUUAAGCGUCUAACGCAUUUGUAUCGUGUUUACACAAUGGACGAGUACGACGAACCUUCAGACGUCGAGAUGGUGCCUUUCAAUAAAAUAGAGAGAUCCGAAGCAAUAUUAAAGCCAGAAUUACAGAUACAGACAUUAGAGAGUAAUUCUGAAAAAUCAAUAGACAUGUCAGGCAUAGAUAUAUUUAGCAAAGAGGAAAGAUUGAAGUUAGAGGAACGAGCAAAACGUUUUGGCUUGACGGAAAAAUGCAAGGAAUUAUCACUAGAAGAUGAUCUGUAUAGCAGCAUGGGUAUUGCGGACGAUGAGAACGUAAAGAACGUUAGAUUGAAUGUAAUUCACAUGAGAGGAACUGAAGAUAUGAGCACCAAAGAUGUAUUUAAAUAUUUCCAAGAUUAUGAUCCAAUGUCAAUUGAAUGGAUCAACGAUGUAUCAUGCAAUGUAGUCUGGUUUGAUAAAGACACAGCAGCUAAAGCUAUGAUGGGAUUAUCUAGGAGAAUUUUAGGCAGUAUCGUAAAAUAUUCGGAUCGAGAGAACAACGAUUCUGAGAAUACGAAAGAUGACACAGUGAAAGCAGAUGAAGAAAACGAAUCUAUCAGUGCAGACAAGAAUGGAAAGGAAGACAAUUGCAUUAGCAUUAAAGAUAUCGAUUAUCCAUUACCUCCUGGUACAUGGAGAAAAGGUAUCGAUUAUCCAAAAUGUAAAGGAAUCUACUUGAGAUUCGCUACUAAGGCGGACAAAAAACAGGUCAACGCAGAGAAAAGAAGUGAAUACUAUAAAAAGUAUGGAAAUCCCAACUUUGGAGGUCUCAAAGGAAUUUUAACGGAAUCUCGUAAGCGUAUGUACAAGCAAAUAAAACAAAAUAAACGUAAAUCAUUGGACGAGGAUCAAAAUCAGGAUCAAACAAAAAAUCCAUGGGGUGCGUUGUCCGAGACGUGGGGUUUGAACGAUGUUGUAGAGGAUGAUUUUCUCCCAUCAAGAAAUGGUGUUAAAGACCAAGGACGUAGCAUAAAGGAAAGAUUGGGUCUCAAAUACCCGGAAAAGGAUAUGGUGAAAGCUGAAGAAUCGGGUGAGGCUAGUUCGAGCGAUAGUGAUAGUGAUGAGAGUUGGUGUAAACGGAGUAAAAUUCCUCGCAUGCGAAUGCACGCCGAUGAUGAGGAGGAAAAAGUACAGAAGCGUCGGGCGAAACUUCGAGUCCAAAUGAUUCUGAAUAACUUAAAUAACAGCGGUGACUUACGAUCAAAGCUAGGAAAACCGAAAGCGAAAGUACAAUAUCGCGAGCCCAUUCAAGUAGUGGUCACAAAUACGAUCGCAAUAAAUUCGAAACGCGAUAAUUCUGGGAUAAUUCGGCAGCAGGGCCAUCAGAAUGUGAAAGAAAUACACUCGAUGGAAAGAGAAGAAGGAGAAUGGCAGGAAUCGGAAGAGGAUGGACAUGAAGAAGACAAGGAGGAACAGAGGCUAGGCCAGAUAAACACAGAGGAAGAGCGAGAAGAAGGAGAGGAGCAAGAAGAUGAAGAAGGUGAACACAAUGAAGAUGAAGAGGACAGCAGCGAAGAAGACGUGCUUGCAAAGGAGAUUCAGGGCCCUAAAGGCAGUGUGAUAAAAGUAGUCCCGCCCAAACCGCGUAUUGCGUCCACUGUGUGGGCAAGACUAAAUCAUGCAAAAAGCGAAGCUAGUGACAGCUAUUUAAAAAGCAGGUCAUCAAACAGUCGCGAUUUGAGGAGUACUCUAAAAGGCGGUGACCUGCGAUCACGUAUCGGAAAUCACACCAGAGGACGUUCUCCAUUGAGAAUAGAAGUAAAAAACGACAAAUACACAAAAGACAAUAGUGGCGGAGAUUGAUUCCUAUACGAACAAUCUAAUUGUUUAAAAGCUCGAAAAUUGUAAAAAGCGCAGAUGUAUUGUUUUAAGAUUUUUUCGUAACAUUUUAUAUCGGCUACGGUGGAAUAUAGUUUUAAAUUAGCAUGUGGGUAUAUAUGUAUUCAAGUUUACAUAAUUUACUGGCUUAAUGUGAAGUUUUUCUUUUUUCAUCAUUGAAAAGAUUGCAAUUUUUUUUACACAUGCAUA
Messenger RNA from Trachymyrmex cornetzi, 2437 nucleotides. RefSeq names its product nuclear cap-binding protein subunit 3. The transcript is spliced from 7 exons. Gene Ontology annotation, cellular component: nucleus. The record is from RefSeq and is a predicted model, not a curated record. Gene Ontology annotation, molecular function: mRNA binding; RNA 7-methylguanosine cap binding. NCBI's taxonomy places the organism in Eukaryota, Metazoa, Arthropoda, Insecta, Hymenoptera, Formicidae. Bases 410 to 2212 code for a protein of 600 amino acids.